AUGGAGUUCUGUAUCAUUACACCUAUCAAACCUCGAUCUAUCAAGAUUGAGUCAUGUCUUCCUCCAUCUAUCACGCCAUCGCACGGCCGACUUCCAUUAUCCUACCUACCACGGGAGUCAAAACUACUACGAAUACUCGCCGUGGACAAGGACACGUCUUACAGCAGUGUUCCGAAAGGUGGUCAGUAUGAGGACUUCUCUUGCAUCACAAACACUAUCAACACAAAUGCAUGCGAAGUCACAGCCCUAUGGAAGGCUGUUGUCGAAUAUUACCGACCCGGUGGCAAUAUUCCCGACGAGUCUCCCGACGAUGCUAAGAAGACCACGAACUUCCCCAAUCCAGUCAAUAUUCUGAAAUUGCAUUCCAACCUAUCAACGAAGGAAUGGGCACUCAACAUCGCCAGCAACCUCAAUCGACCGAUGCUUAUCCCAGUCACCUAUAGAGACAACCCUUCGAUGACCAACUCAGCAAAGACCUCUUGCAUCGACCCUAUCCGAUUCAUGCUUCUCCACGGCCUAGAUGCUUCACCACAGGAUUCAAGCAUGUGCCUUCUGCGACACGAAGAAGGAAUAAUGGUUCUGGUCAUCUCCGACGUUUCAACCCUCAUGCGCUGGAAACUAUCACCGGCUCAUGUGAGAAGAUUAAGGGGACCAUUGAUCCCGGGGACACUUGACGACAUCCACGGUCUCGUUGUCGCUUAUCUCAGCCAGUUGAUCUACGCUACCAUCUGUUGGCAGAGUUGGAGGAGGAAUCCAGGCCAGAUGGUCUUUAUGUAUGUUGUCGACAGCCUAGCCGGGAUGGCCAGGUUCAUGGAGGAGUACGAGGAAAGCCAUGGACAAUCUGGAUACCAUGCGUGCAUUGGGCAUGUUGGCGAUGACCAGUCCUGGGAUGCAGUCGCCGAUGUUCAGAACCAAGGGGAUGAUGUUAUAGAGCUAAACGUGGCAAAGGCCAUGCGCCGGGUAUUCCACCUGGCCAUCAUUGCUAUAUGGUAUCUCGACGCGGCCUAG
Messenger RNA from Fusarium pseudograminearum CS3096, 1008 nucleotides. RefSeq lists its product as uncharacterized. The transcript is spliced from 4 exons. The coding region runs from base 1 to 1008 and encodes 335 amino acids. The record is from RefSeq and is a predicted model, not a curated record. NCBI's taxonomy places the organism in Eukaryota, Fungi, Ascomycota, Sordariomycetes, Hypocreales, Nectriaceae.